Molecule: messenger RNA, 953 nt
Organism: Hippocampus comes (tiger tail seahorse)
Lineage: Eukaryota; Metazoa; Chordata; Actinopteri; Syngnathiformes; Syngnathidae
Gene: vti1a
Product: vesicle transport through interaction with t-SNAREs 1A
Exons: 9
Coding region: 110-784 (224 amino acids)
Biological process (GO): Golgi to vacuole transport; macroautophagy; intra-Golgi vesicle-mediated transport
Cellular component (GO): endoplasmic reticulum membrane; late endosome membrane; SNARE complex
Molecular function (GO): SNARE binding; SNAP receptor activity
Source: RefSeq, a predicted model, not a curated record
GCGGAUGUAUUUUAGAGACACACAAGGAAGUGAUACCCGAGUACUUCUGUUUUUAUUAUUGUGAGUUUGAAACCUCCGAGAUAACUUUGAUUUCAACGCACACGACAAAAUGUCUUCAGACUUCGAAGCCUACGAGCAAGACUUUGGAACCGUUACGGCGGAAAUUACCAACAAAAUCGGCAGAAUUCCCAAGCUGGGUGGAGAGGAGAAGACUCAGCUGGUUCUAAAUGUCGACAAACAGCUUGAAGAAGUCAGAGAGUUGUUGGAGCAGAUGGACCUGGAGGUGCGGGAGAUCCCCGUCCAGAGCCGUGCCAUGUACAACAGUCGCCUGAAGAGCUACAAGCAGGAGGUGGAGAAGCUGGAGAAGGACUUUAAAAGGUCACGUAUCGCCUACAGUGACGAGGUGCGCAAUGAGCUCCUGGGGGACGACGCCAGCUCCUCGGAGAGCCAGUUGAUAAAGUUGCGCGAAGAGAGAGCGCAUCUGUUGGACAACACAGAGAGGCUGGAAAGGUCAUCGCGACGACUAGAGGCCGGCUACCAGAUUGCGGUGGAAACCGAACAAGUGGGCCAAGAGAUUCUCUCCAACCUUCACACCGACCGCGAGAAGAUCCAGCGGGCCAGAGAGAGGCUGCGAGAAACGGACGCCAACUUGGGCAAGAGCUCUCGCAUCCUCACCGGCAUGUUGAGAAGGAUCAUCCAGAAUCGCGUGCUGGUCUUCGUCCUGGGAGCCUUCAUCGUCCUCACCAUCAUCCUGGCCAUCUAUUUCAAUCUGCGGGGCCGCUGAUCUUCCAAACACACACACACACACACACACACACACACACACACACGCACACAAACACACACAUGAUUAAUAGCGACAAAAAGCGUUGUUGGACUGUAAUUAGGACAAAUGGUCACCAUGAAUCAAGCUUUUCCAACGGCUGACAAGGAUUUUUUUUUUUUUGUAACCC